AUGAGAGCGCUUCCACUAGCGUUAUACACCAAAGGAUAUAAACUCCCUGGAGAUGAGAAUGCUGAAACCGAAAAAGGACGUAAAUUGUUGAAGGAAGAAUAUUAUUACACGAGCUGGAAAUAAAAUUUAAAAAAGGAAAAUUUCUCAAGAUAUGCGAAUUGCGUGACGAAGAAUCCAUUCAAACGUUGGGUCUAUUUAUUCUCAACAACUGUCUUCUUGAUAUUGUAAGAUGUAAUUCUAGUUGUCUUGGUCACUCAUGGGAGUUAAAAGGGUUGAUUCCACUCUCAUUGGCCAUGGUGCUUCGGCAAAUCACAAUUUCUCAUCUCGAUUGUCGAUGUGUUUAUCUUAGCAGGCAGCACUACUCUGGAGGGAAAGAAAUUUACCUGUCCCAAAAAAACCGAAACAUUUGAGUGUGACGCUGCAAAAAGGGUUCCAGUAGAAUUUAACAGAGGAACAUCAUACAAGAUAAACGACCUGAAGAGUCCAAGCCAUGAAAAAGAAUCAGAAAUUUAUUGCAGAAAAAAUAUAUGUUCUGUGAAGAAAAAUAAACUUUAUGGAAGAGUUCAAAUUUUGGAGAAAAACGCCACGAGAAUGACCUUUCAGAUGAUGAACUUGAAUGAUUCUUUGCGUUUUUCAUGCGAUGUACACACCGCACCUGAAUAUCAGGUCACUGAGUUUCAUACCAAGGACUUCACAACUGUCGAAUGUAAGUUGAAUGAUCAAACGAUGAUCUAAUCUAGAAGCAAAGAAUUUGAAGAGGCCGCCAAACCUUUUUUUUUUACUUUCUGCCCUCCCCUCCCUUAAGACUUCCCCUAUUUUUUCAAAACUAUAUCUUCCAUUGCUGACGUCGAUCCUUUCUUCUACGAGUGUGCGUUGUGUGAAUGUGUGGAGAGAAGGGGGAGAUGGGGGGGGGAGGGGGGGAGUUGCACAAAGAAUCUCUUUAUCGGUUCUUUGAGGUGCCAACGGAUAAACUGCGAGAAUAGGAAGAAAUGUAACACCAAGAAGAUAUUUGCUAUUUCGGGAAGUUUAUAAUAUCCUUAAAAUAAGAGACUUAACUACAAUAUAACCUUAUUCAGUUUACACGUUAAUUAAUAACUGACGUCAUCUGCAUCAUUUUACUAAAUAUUUAUGUAUUUUUAUUGAUGUUCAGGCGUUCGCAGUUGCAUUGGCCAUAGAGUUGACUUAUCUUGUUCGAGCUUUCAACAAUUUCUACAAACUCCACGUGGCUUGGGAGCGUUCUUAAAAAAAGCUGAUGGAUCUGAAGAUAUCACUUUCUGCAAUGAAAAAGGGAACUGCACCUGUAUGGACGGGUGUAGAGAGUACAAGGGCAGAUUGGAACCGGGAUAUAAAUCAGUAAACAUGCGAACCGUCAAGAUGGAAGACGCUGAGCUAGAUUUUAUGUUCUAUUUUGAACGCGACGAUCCACGAAAACAAAAGCUCAGAGAAUGUAUUUUCAAAAUCGAUCCUGUGGUUUGUCCAGGUAAGACAGCUUCUUGAUUUCGUUCAUUGUGAUAAUGUUGACUUGUCACGACUCUGCAAAAAAGUUCUAUAACAUAGGUUGUAAUUUCUUGUAAAAAAAUCCAACUGCAAGGGCUUGAUUUUAAUUUUCGUGUCUUUCCUUUAUUUCGCUAUAGAUAUUUAUACUCCAGUAUUAAACUUGAUAGGAAAUGCGUUCUGUUGCUCGUAAUUAAACGCUGUAAUGAUAAAGGCUGGGCGAUAUUGAGGUAGUUCCGUUUUUCCACACUUCGCGACGGAUAUUACCCCUGUGACGUGAUAUGAAAUGUGAUGUGUUGUUUGGUUGUGCUGUGAUGAUGAAACUGAGCGAUGAUUGAAUACUUUCCUCAAUUCCAAUAAAUGUUAAACACUGAAAUAUCGAAAAAUAGCAAAUAUGCUGCAAAUGAGAAGAUUGAUUUUGUUAUUGAAACAUUUUUCUGUCACAGGUAAACCAACCAGAACCCUAGAAGUAAUCACAGGAAGGCCUUUACAAGAAAACGCAAGCAACAGGACAAAGCACCCGUCUACCAUCUCGCAUAAUGUCUCGCCAGGAACGUUAGAAGUGAAAAGAGGGCUUUUAUUUCUGUGCUUGAUAUUGGCAAUUUUUACUUUUCCUAGAUAG
Messenger RNA from Pocillopora meandrina, 2116 nucleotides. The record is from the annotation of a GenBank genome assembly. NCBI's taxonomy places the organism in Eukaryota, Metazoa, Cnidaria, Anthozoa, Scleractinia, Pocilloporidae.